Baudoinia panamericana UAMH 10762 is the source of this 597-nucleotide messenger RNA. RefSeq lists its product as uncharacterized. Gene Ontology annotation, molecular function: protein kinase binding; GTPase activity; GTP binding. The coding region runs from base 1 to 597 and encodes 198 amino acids. The transcript is spliced from 6 exons. Gene Ontology annotation, cellular component: cell projection; cytoplasmic vesicle; cell cortex. Gene Ontology annotation, biological process: actin filament organization; establishment or maintenance of cell polarity; small GTPase-mediated signal transduction. The record is from RefSeq and is a predicted model, not a curated record. NCBI's taxonomy places the organism in Eukaryota, Fungi, Ascomycota, Dothideomycetes, Mycosphaerellales, Teratosphaeriaceae.
AUGGCGACACCGGCAACGCAGUCACUGAAGUGUGUGGUAACGGGCGACGGUGCUGUCGGCAAGACAUGCCUUUUGAUUUCCUAUACAACCAAUGCCUUUCCGGGAGAAUAUAUACCCACAGUCUUCGAUAACUACUCAGCGAGCGUGAUGGUCGACGGCAAACCAAUCAGUCUCGGGUUGUGGGAUACAGCGGGACAGGAAGACUACGACCGGUUGCGACCGCUGUCGUAUCCGCAAACGGACGUCUUCUUGAUCUGCUUCUCGAUCGUCAGCCCGCCAUCGUUUGACAACGUCAAGGCGAAGUGGUUUCCGGAAAUCGAGCAUCAUGCGCCUGGCGUACCAAUUAUACUGGUUGGCACCAAGCUUGACCUUCGAGACGACCCCGAAGUGAGGGAGCAGCUCCGUCAGAGGAAGAUGGCGCCAAUCUCCUACGAGCAAGCGGUCCAGGUGGCCAAAGAGAUCAAAGCAGUCAAGUAUCUAGAAUGCUCAGCGCUCACCCAGCGGAAUCUCAAGAGCGUCUUCGAUGAGGCUAUCAAAGCCGUCAUCAGCCCAAAGCCAGUCAGCAAGCCGAAGAAGUCGAAAUGCACCAUUCUUUGA